This is a messenger RNA of Naegleria gruberi, 1284 nucleotides long. RefSeq lists its product as uncharacterized. NCBI's taxonomy places the organism in Eukaryota, Heterolobosea, Eutetramitea, Acrasida, Naegleriidae. The record is from RefSeq and is a predicted model, not a curated record. Gene Ontology annotation, molecular function: protein binding. The transcript has a single exon. Bases 1 to 1284 code for a protein of 427 amino acids.
AUGAAACGACUCAAAACACAACGUUCCGAUCAGAGUUAUGAAAUAUUCUCUGAUGACAUUUGUUGCGAAAUUAUUUCCUACAUUGAUGAUUCUAAAUUUCUCAUGCAGACUUGUUCCUUUAUUUCCAAACAGUGGUUAAAUAUUAUUCUAAAUUAUUCUAAAUUUUUGCUUGAAUUUAAGAAGAAAUUAACAAACAAGAUGGAAUCCUUGUUGAAAAGAAGUCAAUUUUUAGAUUGUAUUGUGGGUGUUCAUGUGGAAACAUUCGGAUCAAAGGAUUGUUCAAGGUAUUGUGGAAUAUUUGCAAAGAUGUCUCAGUUGACCAAACUUGAUAUUAGCGGAUUGAAAAUUGGAGAAGAUGGAAUCAAGGCAAUUAGUCAAUUGAAACAAUUAAAAUCUCUUUAUUUGUACGCAGAUGUAGACAGCAAUGCACUCAAUGGGGUUUUUGAAAUGACACAAUUGACUGAGCUGGAUAUUAAUAGAAAACAGUGUCAUAGGUGGAAUGGAGGAUUUAAAAAAUUGAAACAACUAACCAAUCUAAAGAAACUUUGCGCUGUUGGUUGUUGUAUAGACUAUGAAGAUGUGUUUCAAUCGAUUAGUCAACUUGAUCAAUUAACUGAACUUCACAUUGCUUCAAAUAGUUUAUACUCAGAUGGUGCCAAAUUAAUUGGAAAAUUGAAAAAUUUAACCAUUCUAGAUAUUAGCUAUUGUGGUGUUUGCAUUCCACAUAAUGAAGGGUUGGAAUCUAUCAGUGAAUUGAUCAAUCUUACAUAUCUUGAUUGUGCUAACAAUGGCCUUAGGUCAAUUGGGCCUAUUUCAAAGCUGGAAAAUUUAACGUUUCUGAGAGUGUCUCUCAAUAGGAUAUCAUCACUUGAUGAAUCUAUUGUAAAAUUGAAGAAAUUGACCAACUUGGAUGUUGGAUAUAAUUCUAUUAGCGAUCAAUCAGCUGAGGUUUUCAGCUCAAUGAAACAAUUAACUAGUCUCUUUAUUCAAGAAAAUAAUAUUGGUGACAAGAGUGCCAAAUCAAUUAGUGAAAUAUCACAGUUGAAAAAUCUAUGUAUAGAUUCCAAUAUUGUAAGUGACAAAGGUGCCAAAUCAAUUAGUACAAUGGAAAAUUUAACUGAACUCGAUAUUAGAAAUAAUGACAUUGGAGAUGAUGGAGCAAAAUCACUCACUAGAUUGACAAAAUUGAAAACAUUGCGGAUUGCUCAAAACAAUAUUAGUGAGGAAGGAAUGAUGACUCUCAAGAAAUUGAAAUAUUCAACAAAUGUUGUAAUUCACUUUUAA